Messenger RNA from Aedes albopictus (Asian tiger mosquito), 2760 nucleotides. Its product is annotated as USP6 N-terminal-like protein. The coding region runs from base 980 to 2746 and encodes 588 amino acids. Lineage: Eukaryota; Metazoa; Arthropoda; Insecta; Diptera; Culicidae. The record is from RefSeq and is a predicted model, not a curated record. The transcript is spliced from 7 exons.
GGUUGUGGUGGCUGCUCGCGGGUUCGUCGGUGCAGCAGCUGCUAGGUGUUAGUCGGUCGCUCGUGACUUCUUGGUUUGGGGCUGUGCUGGGUGGUGCACUAUUGUUAUAACAAGAUAUUUUGUUCGCUUUCGAUUUCAUCGCGUGCUGGAUUUUCGUCUCUAUCCGACGAAGUGUUCAGUCAACAGCUGCCUGCGCCUAUACUGUGAGUAAGCAUUGUGUCGCGUUGACGUAGUACCUACCAAGCUAUCGUCUCGUGGUUUGUGAGAAACAGUGAUUUGUGCCUAUUUUGGUAUGCGGCAGCCAAAGGAAGAUAAGAUAGAGCUAGCAGCUCAGUGUCGUGUAGCAUGUUUCUGUGCGUAGAUCUUAGAUCCCGAAAUUUUGCUUAAGCUUGGCAGUGAAUCAAAAAAGUGCAAACGGGUUCAAUAACCAUUGUACCUACCCCGAGCGAGAACCAGGAAGUGACGAGAGAAGUUUAUUCGAGUGUCUGCUGGUGCUGCUGCUGCUGUUUUGUGAAUAAGUAGAGUACAUCGACGGGACGGGAGCACCUGCUCCUGGGAGGCGUUUUCGGUGGUAUUAUUCGUCUCUAUAUACCAACCCACAUUACUGGUAACUACACACAGUCAGCAGCCCUCUGGAAAUUUCACAUUAGCAGCAGCAAUCGGACGAAAACGAUCAGUCAAGUUGGUUGAGCGCAGCUGAUCGCACCAGCCGCGUGGAACACCCGUCAGCCCUGCAGAGCCGCGUGGGGGUAGUGAGAAAGGAAUUGGCGGCUGGAAAACGAUUUCCGACAAUUAUCAUUAUCUAUUCGCAAGCACACGGUGUUCAGUGCCGGGAUUAACAACGAACGACGACAAAUGGAAGAAAGAUGUUCAAUGGAGCGGUGAUGCUGUUCGGAAUCGUGCAUACAUCAGCUAAAGUGGUUUCCCCUGGGGGCAACCGGAGGUAUACCGGGCUCUCACCGACGCAAAUCAGCGAAAAAUGAUGACUGCCGAGGAGGAAUUGGCCGAGAAGCGAAUCCUUCUGGAGCGUGCAAAUGCCGAGCGGGAAGCGAUUUUCAAACGCUACGACCGAGGCCGCAAGAACAUAGAUAUUGACGCGUGGGACGAUCCGGCGUUCGAAAUCUACACGCAAGCCGAUCGGUAUGGAUUUCUACAUCCGGAGAAGGAGCAGUCGUUCCGGGACGAUCUGGAGGCGGCUCGGCGCAAGCAGAUCGAAGUGGAGCGAACGAAAAAAUGGCUCAAGAUGAUGAAGAACUGGUCCAGUGCCGAGACGAAGGAACGCCUGCAACGGAGGGUCAUGAAGGGCAUUCCGGACCGGCUGAGGGCGGCCAUUUGGAAGUUGUUUCUGAAUCUGGACCAGGCAUUGAAGGAGAACGUGGGGGUUUACGAGAAGAUGCUGAAGUUUGCCCGCCAGUACAGUCCGGACAUUCGGCAGAUAGAUUUCGACGUGAAUCGGCAGUUUCGCAACCAUAUCAACUACCGGGAGCGUUACAGUGUGAAGCAGCAGAGCUUGUUCCGGGUGCUGGCCGCCUAUAGUAUGUACAACAUGGAAGUGGGAUACUGCCAGGGUAUGUCGACGGUGGCAGGCGUGCUGUUGAUGUACUUCGACGAGGAGGAUACGUUUUGGGCGUUGAAUGCGCUGCUGUCCAACGAACGGUAUGCCAUGCAUGGGCUGUACGUGGAAGGGUUUCCGAAGUUGAUGCGCUUCCUGCAACAUCAUGACAAAAUUCUGACCAAAUGUAUGCCAAAAGUUAAGAAGCAUUUGGACAAACACGGAGUCGAUUCCGUGCUGUAUUCGUUGAAAUGGUUCUUCGUUAUCUUUAUUGAAAGGAUACCGUUCAGCCUUUGCCUGCGCGUGUGGGACAUCUACAUGCUGUACGGUGAGCGUGUUCUGACGGCGAUGGCCUACACCAUCCUCAAGAUCCACAAGGUGAAACUGCUUCGGAUGAAGGACAUGGAUCAGAUAACCGAGUUCCUGCAGACGAUCCUGUACAAAAAUUUCGGCUACGAUGACGAUACUGUGAUAAAGACGCUCCAGCUGGCAAUGUUCGAGCUGAAGAAACUGAACCUGGACAAACUGCCAGCGGCUCCGGCUAGCGAGUUUCCUAAGGUGGCCUUCGGACAGUUUAUCGAACCCAGCUUGGAGGCGAAGAUUGGUCACCGCAACGAGAAGUUUACCGAACGGGAAACGGAGCUGAAGGAGACGGUACUAUACCGAAGCGAAUCGAAGAACGAUGGCGAUGACGAAGAUGUCGAUGAAAAUGGACGCCCAGUCGGACAAAAUGGCCAUCAUCGAAAUGAAAACGGUGGCCACGACGACGACGAAGACGACCGAACCGAGCGGGAUUGUGAUGAUAUCACCGAGGAGGACGAUGCAUACAGUAAUCUCAAUACAGAAUACGACGACGGCAGCAUAACCAAGCAUUCGCUUACCGGAACGUCGGUAACCUCGACCAACGACGUCAGUAUUACUUCCUACGAGCGUACCUGUGAUAUCUUCCGUCUGCAGCCAAACAGUGGUGGCAGCAGUGCCGCCAUUCUGGGCAGUGGUGCCAAGCUGGACGACAGUGUUAGCAUCAUAUCGUUGCAAACCUUGGACGGGGUGUGUGACCUUCACGGUUCGGCCGAACAUUCCAUCGUUCAGGGCGUCAGUGGAGGUAGUGCCGAAAAGGUUGCCCCUGGUAUCAUCGGUGACGACGACGAAGACGAUGACGACGACAUCACGGAAAAGCAACUCUCUUCCUAAGAGGACUUCGGGAA